This is a messenger RNA of Solenopsis invicta (red fire ant), 630 nucleotides long. RefSeq lists its product as uncharacterized. The coding region runs from base 1 to 630 and encodes 209 amino acids. The record is from RefSeq and is a predicted model, not a curated record. The transcript has a single exon. Lineage: Eukaryota; Metazoa; Arthropoda; Insecta; Hymenoptera; Formicidae.
AUGACGACCGCGAUGAUAUUUGUUCAGGAUCAUAACUUCAGCCGAAUAAAAUGUCGGGCAUUUUUAGACACGUGCGCUACAGCUAAUUUUAUUUCGGUAAAUUUCGCGAAACACUUGAAGCUUCCGGUAUCGCCAUGCGCAGUGUCGGUCGGUGCGAUUAAUUCUAUGAGUACGGUAACAAAGGGUGUUGUGCGGAUAAUCAUUCAAGCGCGACAUGACGAAUUCACUAAAGAAUUAACGUGUUUAAUCGUCCCGACGAUCUCGGAUUUAGUCCCGUCGGAAGUUUUCUCGCGAAAGGGUGUAAAAAUAUCAGAAAACAUUAAUCUAGCCGAUCCAGAAUUUCAUUUACCACGUCCGGUAGAUUUAUUGAUCGGGUCCGGUACAACAUUAUCAUUAUUUUCACCCGGUCAGGUCAAUUUAUCCUCUAGAGACCGCGAUCUCUAUUUGCAGAAUACUCGGCUUGGUUGGGUCGUAGCCGGCGGACUCACGACCGGAAGUAAUUAUACAAUUAGUCAUUUAUGUACACUAACGGACUUAGAAACACAAAUCGCUAGAUUUUGGACAGCCGAAGAAAUACCAAACGAUUCGUCAGAUUCAGUCGCGCGACACGAUUGUGAAGCACACUUUUGA